GGCUGCUCGUCAGUCGUCAUUCAGCAAACCCUCCCAUUGCGGCGGCUCCUCCACCAGCCUCCUCCCCUGCGCGCCACCCCAUGGUGACCUUCCCCAUCCCGUCACCGACAGCCUCCACACCGUGUCCAGCGAGAGCUAGGCCUCCCCGACGGCCUCCUCAGGCUCAGGGAGGCAGCGCAUGGCGGCCAUGACAUCGAGAGCGCGCCCGGCGACCUCCACAGCAAGGCCACGCUCAGCAACCCCUCCAUGCUUUAACUAUGGUGAAAAAUAAACAAUAUGCUGCCAUUAGCUCCGGGGAAAGUUCCAAAACUCAGGAAGCUACAAGAACCCCUGGACAGGGCCCUUCACAGAGAGUUGAGAGAGGUCAGCAGCGUGGAGGUAGCAACCGGGCACAUGCCAAUACUCAAUAUUCUCAACAAGGAGGUCGUGGUGGUGGGCAUUACCAGGAUCCAGCAUCACAGCAACCACCUGGGGGUCCUGUUAAGUAUCAAGCACAUGGGUAUUAUGGCCACGGUGGCCCAAACCAAAGAGGAAUGUCACAACCAUACCAUGACGGGCGUAGGAGUGGCGGUGGUGGAAGAGGAGUUCCUAUUACUCCAUCAAUAACACUUCCCGAACUGCACCAAGCCCCACAAGUUCAGCACCAAGUUCCUGUGGUUACUCCUUCACCGCGGGAAACUGGCUCAUCCUCACUAGGUGUUGAUAUGAACACUGGACAACUCCAGCUACAGUUUCAGCAACUUGUUAACCUAGGUCAAAGUUCCUCUGGACAGGGUAUCCAAUUAGCACCACCAUCGAGUAAAUCUGUAAGAUUUCCAAUGCGCCCUGGCAAGGGUAAAUUAGGCAAUAGGUGCAUCGUGAAAGCAAAUCAUUUCUCUGCUGAACUGCCUGAUAAAGAUCUUCAUCAAUAUGAUGUCUCUAUAACUCCCGACGUCCCUUCACGUGGUGUCAAUCGUGCAGUCAUGGGGCAGCUUGUAACCCUCUUCAGGCAAUCUCAUUUGGGUGGUAGUCUUCCUGCCUAUGAUGGAAGGAAGAGCCUAUAUACUGCUGGGCCAUUGCCAUUCACUUCUAGGACCUUUGAAAUUAUUCUUCAGGAUGAGGAGGAUAGACUUGGUGGUGCGCAAGCUGCACAAAGGCGUGAAAAACAUUUUACGGUCGUCAUAAAGUUCGCGGCGCGCGCUGAUCUCCAUCAUUUAGCUAUGUUUUUGGCUGGGAGGCAAGCAGAUGCUCCUCAAGAAGCUCUUCAAGUGCUUGACAUCGUUCUACGUGAACUGCCUACAGCAAGGUAUUCCCCAGUUGCCAGGUCAUUUUAUUCACCUAACUUAGGGAGGCGCCAGCAACUCGGUGAUGGCUUGGAAAGUUGGCGUGGCUUUUACCAGAGCAUACGGCCCACACAGAUGGGACUUUCACUGAAUAUUGAUAUGUCAUCUACAGCAUUCAUCGAGCCUUUGCCUGUGAUUGAUUUUGUUGCACAACUUUUGAACAGAAACGUAUCAGUUAGACCAUUAUCAGAUGCUGAUCGGGUGAAGAUCAAGAAGGCUCUACGAGGUGUAAAGGUUGAGGUCACACAUAGAGGCAAUAUGCGCAGAAAGUAUCGUAUAUCUGGCCUUACCUCGCAAGCAACAAGAGAGUUAACUUUCCCUAUAGAUAAUCAUGGUACUGUGAAGACAGUAGUGCGAUACUUCCAGGAGACAUACGGUUUUAACAUUCAGCAUACUACUUUGCCUUGCUUGCAAGUGGGCAAUCCACAGAGGCCAAAUUACCUUCCCAUGGAGGUCUGUAAGAUUAUCGAGGGACAGCGUUACUCAAAACGACUGAAUGAGAAGCAGAUAACUGCUCUUCUUAAAGUGACCUGCCAGCGCCCCCAACAGAGGGAGCUGGACAUUUUGCAGACAGUGAAUCACAAUGCAUACCAUGAGGAUCCAUAUGCGCAGGAGUUUGGUAUAAGGAUUGAUAAGAAACUUGCAUCAGUUGAAGCUCGUAUCUUACCUCCCCCUAGACUUAAAUACCACGAUAGUGGCAGAGAGAAAGAUGUAUUACCAAGAAUUGGCCAAUGGAAUAUGAAGAAUAAGAAAAUGGUCAAUGGUGGGAGAGUGAAGGACUGGACAUGCAUUAACUUUUCACGACAUGUCCAAGAUAGUGCAGCAAAGAGUUUCUGUCAUGAGUUGGCUGUCAUGUGCCAAAUAUCUGGGAUGGAGUUUUCAAUCGAUCCUCUGCUUCCUCCUUUAACUGCGAGACCUGAACAUGUAGAAAGAGCACUCAAGGCACGCUAUCAAGAUUCCAUGACUGUGUUGAAACCACAGGGCAGGGAACUUGACCUGCUUAUUGUAAUUUUACCUGACAAUAAUGGUUCUCUUUAUGGUGAUCUCAAAAGAAUAUGUGAGACAGAUCUUGGAUUGGUCUCUCAAUGCUGUCUCACGAAACAUGUUUUUAAGAUGAACCAGCAGUAUCUUGCAAAUGUCGCCCUUAAAAUCAAUGUUAAGGUGGGAGGAAGAAAUACUGUACUUGUCAAUGCUUUGUCAAGGAGAAUUCCCCUUGUCAGUGACAGACCAACCAUUAUAUUCGGUGCAGAUGUUACCCAUCCUCAUCCUGGAGAGGAUUCUAGCCCUUCCAUUGCAGCUGUUGUUGCUUCUCAAGAUUGGCCUGAGAUCACCAAGUAUGCUGGAUUAGUGAGUGCACAAACCCGUCGCCAGGAGUUGAUACAAGAUCUUUUUAAAGUGCAGCAAGAUCCUCAGAGAGGGAGUAUAGCUGGUGGAAUGGUUAGAGAACUUCUCAUUUCUUUUAAGAGAUCAACUGGACAGAAACCCCAGAGGAUCAUAUUCUAUAGAGAUGGUGUUAGUGAAGGGCAGUUCUAUCAGGUUCUGUUGUAUGAGCUUGAUGCCAUUAGAAAGGCUUGUGCAUCAUUGGAGCCCAAUUAUCAGCCACCUGUUACCUUUGUGGUGGUCCAGAAGCGUCAUCAUACACGGCUCUUUGCUAAUAACCACAAUGAUCAGCACAGUGUUGAUAGAAAAAGUGGAAACAUAUUACCUGGAACUGUGGUUGAUUCAAAGAUAUGUCAUCCUACCGAGUUUGAUUUCUACCUUUGUAGCCAUGCUGGCAUUCAGGGAACAAGCCGCCCUGCGCAUUACCAUGUCCUGUGGGAUGAAAACAAAUUUACUGCCGACGGUUUGCAGACUCUCACGAACAACUUGUGCUACACCUAUGCAAGAUGCACUCGUUCUGUAUCAAUUGUGCCUCCUGCAUACUAUGCUCAUCUUGCGGCUUUUCGAGCUCGGUUCUACUUGGAACCGGAUACUUCCGACAGUGGGUCGGCCAUGAGUGGUGCCACGACAAGCCGUGGCCCUGCUAGUGCGCGCAGCAAUAGAGCUGCUGGGAACGUUGCUGUUAAACCGCUGCCUGACCUAAAGGACAACGUGAAGCGUGUCAUGUUUUACUGUUAAAUUCAGGUGGCAACCACACUCACAGCCGAAUGUGCGUGUUCAUCAAUCGUGUUGCUGUUGAGCUUUGGUGAACUACUGUUUUGAAGAUUAAUGUCUUGGAAAAUCAAGCUUUCUCGGAAUUCUUUCCACGGUAACUCUGGUGCUGUGAGUCAUUUGCUGAGGUGUCCUGGUCAGAGUGCCAGGUUAUUAUUCGCAAAAAAGAAAGAGUGCCAGGUCAUUAGAUGUUUAUUAUCACCGAGCAUUCAAUAAGGAUACUGAGCGAUUCUCGAAAUGUUCUUAGAUGUAAACCUACAGCUAGCUCAGUAUUUUUGUACUUUGGACCUUUGUUCCUGGUACGGUAUAGUGAAACCAUAGUAUUUGCCUAUCUUCUCGUUGCGGCCGCAGGAAAGCAACCCUCUGUAGUUACAUAAAAUAUAAGUGACCUCUGCAGCGCUACCAUGCUUUCAGGA
Messenger RNA from Brachypodium distachyon (stiff brome), 3889 nucleotides. Its product is annotated as protein argonaute 1A. The record is from RefSeq and is a predicted model, not a curated record. Gene Ontology annotation, biological process: regulatory ncRNA-mediated post-transcriptional gene silencing. Gene Ontology annotation, cellular component: cytoplasm. Lineage: Eukaryota; Viridiplantae; Streptophyta; Magnoliopsida; Poales; Poaceae. Gene Ontology annotation, molecular function: protein binding; RNA binding. The coding region runs from base 258 to 3440 and encodes 1060 amino acids. The transcript has 23 exons.